CUCACAACUAAACUACCAACCUACCAUGGCAAACAUCACCUCAGAACUCCUCGCAACCCUCAUCUUCUCCCUCUUGCUAAUCACCACCACUGUCAAAUCAGACUCUCUUUCUUUCAGCUUCCCCACCUUCGACCCUGAUGUUAGAGUCAUCCUCCUCAACGGCGAUGCCAACACCACAAACGGAACACUCCAGCUGACAAAAAUCGACCAAUACGGCAACCCAUCUCCACACAGCUCCGGCAUAUCUGCAUUCUACGGAGCAGUUCAUCUCUCCGACAAAAAAACAGGGAGAGUCGCAGACUUCAGAACCGAGUUCACGUUUGUCGUGAACCACUCACAACCCCAUGGCGAUGGAUUCACCUUCUUUCUAGCCUCACUUGAUUUUGAGUUCCCGGAGGGUGGUGGUGGUGGUGGAUUCUUAGGACUUUUCGAUGAAGAAACAGCAUAUAACACCUCCAAGAAUUCCAUUGUGGCGGUUGAGUUUGACAGCUUUUCGAACUCGUUUGAUCCGAACUUCCCUCACAUUGGAAUUGACAUCAACACGAUUAGGUCCGCGGUGACUAUUCCGUGGUCAGUGAAUGAUCAGCCACAAGGAGCAAUUCAAAAUGCAAAAAUCAGCUAUAGUAGUGUCUCCAGAGAUCUGACUGUGGUUGUACAUUAUCCCCCUGGUCAAAAUACAACAAAUAUCGAUGCUAUUAAGUAUCCAAUUGAUAUUGAGAGCUAUCUGUCGGAAUGGGUCGUGAUUGGUUUCUCUGCUACCACCGGUGAAUUUGCUGAGACACAUUCUAUACUUUCCUGGUCUUUCAACUCGACCCUCUAGAACUGCAGGCACAGUUGGCCUUGUUGGGAGAGGAAAAUAAAUUAAGAGCAUGUUGUGAGAAUGAAACUCCUUAUGUUGACACACUACUUUUAUGGUAGUCUUUGAACCGAGAAAGUGAAAAGUUAACUACUUUUUACUUUUCAUUUUAGGGUAGUUAGAGCAACUCGAACACUGGUUUCUUAACCCAGCUGGAGUUGCUAAGAAACGUUUCUUAUUUGGUGGCUGCAUUGGAGUUUGCCUACUUGACAGUUUUGGUUUUUUAGCAACACUGCAGAGUUCCUUC
This is a messenger RNA of Lotus japonicus, 1103 nucleotides long. Its product is annotated as lectin 5-like. Lineage: Eukaryota; Viridiplantae; Streptophyta; Magnoliopsida; Fabales; Fabaceae. Bases 26 to 820 code for a protein of 264 amino acids. Gene Ontology annotation, molecular function: carbohydrate binding. The record is from RefSeq and is a predicted model, not a curated record. The transcript has a single exon.